CAGAAGAAAAUAUUCCAGCAUGAGUAUCAGAAAAUAAUUUCCCCUGGAUAUUGAUCACAAAUAUAAAGGAAAUUGUAGGAGCUGCUUUACAAAGAAUCAUACUGAAUUUAUGACCUUCCCUGAAAGAGGCUGAGAAAAUGGAAAUAUAUCAUCUUACCAGGCAAGUGGUCUUGUUCUUUAUUUCUCUGUGUAACUCUGGUAUGUUGUGUGAACCAUUCCGCUAUUCAGUGCCUGAGGAGAAGAAAGCUGGGUCUACAGUAGCAAAUGUGCUAAAAGAUUUGAAAGUAGAUGUCAAAGAGAUCUCUGCUCGCAAAGCACAGUUGAUUUCUAAGAGUUCCAGGCAGGAUUUCCAGCUGGAUCCUCAUUCUGGGAAUAUAAUAUUAAAGGAUAAAAUUGAUCGAGAAGCUUUGUGUGGUCUGAAUGACCCUUGCAUUUUAUUCUCUGAAAUUUUGCUGGAAAAUCCUUUUCAGUUCUUCAAAAUUGAAGUUCAGAUAGAAGAUGUGAAUGAUAAUUCCCCUAGAUUCUCUAAGAAUCAAUUCCUUUUUGAAAUACCUGAACAGACUCCCGUAAAUACACAUUUCCCUUUGGAGAAAGCCCAAGAUUUAGACAAAGGAAAAAAUGCUAUCCAGAACUACAUACUUAGCGCAAAUGAACAUUUUAAGCUGGACGUGCAAAGUCAAAAUGAUGGCAGCAAAUAUGCAGAACUGCUUCUGGCAAAACCAUUAGAUCGUGAGGUGAUUCCUAAGUUUUUCCUUGUUUUGGAAGCUGUGGAUGGAGGGAUCCCAAGGAGAACUGGUACAGCACAGAUAGUUAUUGAUAUUCUGGAUACCAAUGAUAAUGUGCCCCAGUUUGAACAAUCUGUGUACAAAGUGCAGCUAAUGGAAAACAGUCAUCCAGGUUCACUGGUUGCUAAAGUUGAAGCUACUGACAAAGAUAUUGGAUCCAAUGCUCACAUCACUUAC
Messenger RNA from Python bivittatus (Burmese python), 962 nucleotides. The record is from RefSeq and is a predicted model, not a curated record. Lineage: Eukaryota; Metazoa; Chordata; Lepidosauria; Squamata; Pythonidae.